CAUAUACGUAUUUUGUAAAAUUAUGAUAAAUGAAACAUUCAAACACAGAAAGUAGUCUACUAAUUGCACACCAAAAUUGUGGUACUUGCACACAGAAAUUGUGGUGGUCGAUAUCUUUACAUUGAAAGACUACUCUGCAAUCAUUAAUUACAAAGUCUUGUUGUUAGUUAAGGUGGGAUAAAGGGUAUGAUUAAGAAAUUAGGAGCAUAAUAAAAACGGACUACGGAGUAGUAGUGUAUGAAUUUAGGAUAUAGCCAUGUAUGUUAUGCUUAUUGUCAUAAAAAAAAGAGAAAAAAAAAUCAAUCAAGUAUUAUAUUAGUAGUUAAUGUAAAAUAUUCACUCCCAUCCAAUCCAUAGUAUUGAAGUUAGAAUAUAUAGGUUACAAAUUGUUUUCUAUAUUAUAAGAUGUGGAGAUUAAAGGUAGGAGAAGGUGCAAAUGAGCCUUAUUUAUAUAGCACUAAUAACUUUGUUGGGCGCCAAACUUGGGAGUUUGAUCCCAACUAUGGCACCCCUGAGGAGAGGGAGGAGGUGGAGGAAGCACGACGUAACUUUUACAACAAUCGCUUUAAAGCCAAGCCUUGUGGAGAUCUCUUAUGGCGUCUUCAGUUCUUAAGGGAGAAAAACUUCAAGCAAACAAUACCUCAAGUGAAGGUGGAAGAAGGGGAGGAGAUCACAUACGAAACCGCGACGACAACAUUAGAGAGAGCAGUGAAUGAAUUCAUAGCAUUGCAGUCUGAACAUGGCCAUUGGCCUGCUGAAAUUGGUGGCCCUCAAUUUUUCCUCCCUCCCUUGGUAUUCUGCUUAUACAUUACAGGGGAUCUGAAUUCUGUUUUCGGACCAGAGCAUCGUAGAGAGAUUCUUCGAAGUAUCUAUUAUCAUCAGAACAAAGAUGGAGGUUGGGGAUUGCAUAUUGAAGGACACAGUACCAUGUUCUGUACUGCACUCAACUACAUUUGUUUGCGAAUGCUUGGAAUCGGACCUGAUGAGGGUGAUGACAAUGCUUGUCCUAGGGCUCGUAAAUGGAUCCUUGAUCAUGGUAGCGUUACUCAUAUCCCUUCUUGGGGAAAAACUUGGCUUUCUAUACUUGGCCUGUUUGAUUGGUCUGGCUGUAAUCCAAUGCCACCCGAGUUUUGGAUCCUUCCGUCGUUUCUCCCUAUGCAUCCAGCAAAAAUGUGGUGCUACUGUCGAAUGGUUUAUAUGCCAAUGUCAUAUUUGUAUGGAAAGAGGUUUAUAGGCCCAAUCACACUUCUCAUCAAACAACUUAGAGAAGAACUCUUCAACGAUCCCUUUGAGCAUAUUAGUUGGAAGAAAAUACGCCAUUUGUGUGCACCUGAGGAUCUUUACUACCCUCAUCCAUUAAUUCAAGAUUUAAUGUGGGACGCUCUUUACAUCUUUACGGAGCCUCUCUUAACUCGUUGGCCUUUCAACAAGUUGAUUCGAAAAAAGGCACUAGAGGUUACGAUGGAACACAUUCAUUACGAAGACGAGAAUAGCCGUUACAUAACCAUCGGAUGUGUUGAGAAGGUAUUAUGCAUGUUAGCUUGUUGGGUGGAAGAUCCUAAAGGGAAUCAUUACAAGAAACACCUUGCUAGAGUCCAAGAUUACAUUUGGAUUGCCGAAGAUGGAUUAAAAAUGCAGAGUUUUGGAAGUCAAUUAUGGGAUUGUGGGUUUUCUAUCCAAGCAUUGCUAGCUUUUAAGAAAGGUCACUUCUUCAUUAAAGAGUCACAGGUUAAGGACAAUCCAUUGGGCGACUUUAAAGCUAUGCACCGCCAUAUCUCGAAAGGAUCGUGGACUUUCUCCGAUCAUGAUCACGGUUGGCAAGUAUCUGAUUGUACUGCUGAAGGCCUCAAGUGUUGUCUAAUGUUAUCAACAAUGCCCCCGGAAAUUGUCGGAGAAAAGAUGGACCCUGAACGACUUUAUGAUUCCGUCAAUGUCUUGCUUUCUCUACGGAGUAAAAAUGGUGGGAUAUCUGCUUGGGAACCAGCAGGAGCACAAGAAUGGUUGGAGAUUCUAAACCCAGUAGAAUUUUUUGAAGGCAUUGUCAUUGAGUAUGAGAACUCAUAUAAUAGGUACGUAGAAUGUACAGCUUCAGCAAUUCAAGCUUUAGUUAUGUUCAAGAAGUUAUACCCGGGCCACAGGAAGGAAGAGGUCGAUAAUUUCAUCGUAAACGCAGUCCGAUACCUUGAGAACACCCAAUACCCUAGUGGAGGAUGGUAUGGAAGCUGGGGGAUUUGCUUCAUAUAUGGGACAUGGUUUGCUCUAGGAGGGCUAGCAGCUGGUGGAAAGACGUACUAUAAUUGUGCUGCUAUUAGAAAGGGUGUUGAAUUUUUGCUUACAACACAAAAGGAGGAUGGAGGUUGGGGUGAGAGUUAUGUUUCAUGUCCCAAAAAGAAAUUUGUACCAAUAGAAGGAAAAUCCAAUCUGGUUCAAACUGGAUGGGCUUUAAUGGGUCUACUUUACGCUGGACAGGCACAAAGAGAUCCAAGUCCUCUACAUCGCUCUGCAAAGCUUUUGAUCAAUUCACAACUCGAAAAUGGUGAUUUUGCUCAGCAGGAAAUAUCAGGAGUGUUCAUGAGGAAUUGCAUGUCACAUUAUACAAUGUACAGGAGUAUUCACCCUAUGUGGGCACUUGCAGAAUACAGAAACCGUGUUCCAUUACCCUCUAUCAACUUUGCCUAAUCGAGUUACAAUAUUGUCCAUUACACUCCAUAUUCGUAUGAUAUAUAUUGUUUGUUUUAAAUCUAAGCCCUCACAGAUGUAUUUUUUGACACCUUCCCAAUAAGCAUGAUACUAAUGGAGUGUGCUUCCACGUAUAAGAAAGUUUGUUCUUCCUUGUAUUUCCCCAUGCGCGAUUUAGGAUGAACAACAUAUUAAUUAAUGGUGAAUUGGUGAUCACUAUAUGAUACUAAUGGUGUAAAGUUGAUUUUUGAAUAAGAUAAAUAGAUUAAUAAAGGAUUUUUUUUGUUC
Messenger RNA from Chenopodium quinoa (quinoa), 2967 nucleotides. RefSeq names its product beta-amyrin synthase-like. Gene Ontology annotation, cellular component: lipid droplet. The record is from RefSeq and is a predicted model, not a curated record. NCBI's taxonomy places the organism in Eukaryota, Viridiplantae, Streptophyta, Magnoliopsida, Caryophyllales, Amaranthaceae. Gene Ontology annotation, biological process: triterpenoid biosynthetic process. Bases 406 to 2679 code for a protein of 757 amino acids. Gene Ontology annotation, molecular function: beta-amyrin synthase activity. The transcript has 18 exons.